CCCGCGCGCACAGUAUCAAUGAAAAGGGCUCCAUGAAGUAGUCGCGCGUUUGCGCAGAUAAAAGCGCCUCGUGAUGUGAAGAUGUCAGAAGAUUCACUUCAGAGAAAAGUCGACAUUCAUUUCUGUUAGUUCUCAGUAUGCUCCACACGUUUGAAGAGAAGAAAACUCGAGAAAAAGUCUCUGGCGAUGCUGCUCAGGAUGGAGUGAAUCAGUCAUCUGUGAGUGAGGAGUUAGAACAUGCGAGUUUUUCUUUUUUUACACUUAUGUCAAAGCGGUGAAGGGAGCUAUUGUGAAUGGAAAAAGUCAUGGCUUACUGGUUUCAUUCUGUUUGGAGAAUCUGGUUAUUGGCUCCGCUUGUUCUGGACCGUCUUACCAUAGGACAGAAUCUGAAGGCCACCCGAUGGCCUCUUCAUCCUCACAAGCCUGUGGUUCUCAUCUGGAACGCCCCAACAGAAGACUGCAGACCACGACACAACGUCCACUUUCAACUGGGUCAGUUUCAGAUCGUAGCUUCUCCCAACGAAGGUUUCACCAAGCAGAACCUCACAUUAUUCUACGGAGACCGUCUGGGUCUGUAUCCCUACUUUAAGGCAGACGGCACUGCUGUCAACGGUGGAUUACCGCAAACGGCCAGCCUCACAGAGCACCUGGAGAAGAUGCCGGACGGCAUUGACAAAUACAUCCGUGACCCGUUGGCACGAGGUCUGGCUGUUAUAGACUGGGAAGAAUGGCGUCCCAUAUGGAUACGAAAUUGGGAUGCCAAAGAUAUUUACAAGAGCCAGUCUCGCUCUCAGGUGGCCCAGAAAAACCCAAGCUGGACUUCAGGGAAGAUAUCCAAAGUAGCUCAACAGGAGUUUGAGGUGUCCAGUCGUAGAUUCAUGCGUGAAACGUUACGUCUGGCCAAAAGCUUACGUCCCAACCAGCUCUGGGGCUUCUACCUCUUUCCUGACUGCUACAAUCACGACUAUCGCAACAGUCUGGAGAACUACACGGGCCGCUGCCCGGAUGUCGAGGUAUCUCGGAACGACCAGCUGAAAUGGCUGUGGACCGAAAGCACGGCUCUGUUCCCGUCAGUAUACAUGAGCUCAGUGUUGCGGUCAUCAUCCUCCGGUCGCCAGUUUGUCCGAAACAGGGUGAAGGAGGGCAUGAGACUUGCAUCGGACGGUGAGGGACUGGCACGUCCCGUUUUCAUCUACACUCGUCCCACUUAUGACAACAAAUCAGAAUUGCUGUCUGAGAUGGAUUUGGUGUGGACCGUUGGAGAAAGCGUGGCUCUGGGAGCAGCUGGGGUUAUAUUCUGGGGUGAUUCGACUUGGGCCAGCAGCAAUGCGAGCUGCUUCAGUCUGAAUCAGUACCUGCAGGGUCCGCUGGGCCGAUACCUCCUCAACGUCUCCACGGCAGCCGAGCAGUGCAGUCGAUUUCUGUGCAGAUCGCACGGGCGCUGUCUGCGCAGACACCCGGACACGGACACAUAUCUCCACCUCGACCCUGACGCGCACGCAGUGAUGGGUCAGGGGAGAGAGAUGCACGUGACCGGAGAUCUGAGCGCAGAUGAACAGAGGAGGAUGAAGGAGAACUUUCAGUGUCAGUGUUACAGCGGCUAUCAGGGUGAGAGAUGUGAUGUUGAGGAUCCUCUUCAGCAGCGGGGCGAGGGACGUGCACUUAAAGCGCUGUGGGUUUACUUUCUCACCCCAGUGUUACUUCAAAUGUUUGUCUGAGACCUUGACUUAUUUAUAUCUAAAGAAUAAUGACCUUCCUCUGUACAUUUCUCAUCCUGUCUUAUCAUAUUUUCAAUUUUGAUUUUGGAGAAUCGUCAUGUUUUUUUGAAUUUUUAUUUCCAUUUUCUUAACGUCUUUUGUGGUUCAUAAUGAUGUGAGGGUGAUGACAGAAUCUUUUAUUAUUUGGUGAAGUAACAUUGAGGUUUUUUCACGUAUGAAAUGUAUUGCAGGUCUUGUGUGUGUGAGCUUUACAUUGACAUUACAAACACAGAAUGAUUUCAAGAGAUUAUGAUGUUGUGUCGCUGUGAUGUAUCAUUAGGAUUGUGUGGAAUGUGUUGAUAUUGUGUUGACGUCCAGCUCGCGUGUCAUUUCCUGAUCACUGCUGUUUCCUGUGCUCCGGAAAAAUAAAUAAAGAUAAUCAGACCGUUA
Messenger RNA from Triplophysa rosa, 2147 nucleotides. It is a transcript of the gene hyal2a, whose product is annotated as hyaluronidase 2a. Gene Ontology annotation, molecular function: hyaluronoglucuronidase activity; hyalurononglucosaminidase activity. The coding region runs from base 294 to 1718 and encodes 474 amino acids. NCBI's taxonomy places the organism in Eukaryota, Metazoa, Chordata, Actinopteri, Cypriniformes, Nemacheilidae. The record is from RefSeq and is a predicted model, not a curated record. Gene Ontology annotation, biological process: carbohydrate metabolic process; hyaluronan catabolic process. The transcript is spliced from 4 exons.